ACUCCCCGAAGCAUUGAAAGAACAGAUUACGUGCCUAUAUGAAUCACUUCAGAUCAACAUCACGAUCAUUUUAACCAUCUUUCAACAAUGAAGAUAGCCAUACUGAAGUUUGCAAUUUUGAAUAGCCUUUUUGCUUUCUCUCUGUCUCAAUGUACUGGCAGACUAAGAGAUGAGACAGAGGAAAUAAGCGUUUCCUGGACAGUCAUAAGUAACAAUAGUGUUAACUUCACUUUUGUUGCUCCAGCAAACACGAGUGAAUAUGCUGCUGUGACAUUCUCUAAUAACAAUGUGGGAUUUACUAUUGAUACUACAGAUAUGUUGGCUAAUAUUGACAUCAUCAUUGCUGGAAAUAAUGGUAUGGUAUACUUUGUUGAAGAUAGGUGGAUAUCAAAUGUGUCAGUUUCUGGUGGACCACAGUUUGAUGCUAAUCAGGAUCUCACAAAUGUUGGAACUUCCUUCAAUGAUCGUUUUCUCACAGUUAACUUCACUCGUCCAAUUAUAAGUCCAAAUGCGACUGAAGAUAUUAAUCUUGAUGCUUGCCGUUACAUUGGGUUUGCAACUGAAGGGGAAGUGGAGUCUUUUGUUUCACCAGCAGAAUUUGGAGGGCCAAGAACCAUUGGGCUCUUUGGAUCCCAAAUUUGUCUUCAAAUGUGUCAAUUUGAAGCAUCAACUGAGCCACCAACUAGCACUACUAAUGGAGCUAUUGGAUUGAUGAUGCCCCUUGUUGCUUUUAUCAUUGCAGCUGUCUUAACUGCCUUGCAGUAAAGUUUCAAUCAAGAGUUUUAUAAGCUACAUGCAUAGACUCAAAAUAAUACUUUGGAAUUCAAAAAUACAUACAUACACGCAUAAUUAUUCAUAAAUUAAAAAUAAUAGCCAAUAAUUAAGUAAAGUAUUAAAAUAUAAGUGGUGUUUCCUCUUCUAUAAUAACUGUAUCACUUGGCGCUGCCUCAUAAGCAUCCUUUUGUGUCAUGUAUCUAUGAUAAUGAUCUUCAACAAUUUUGUGAAUGUUAA
Molecule: messenger RNA, 1011 nt
Organism: Amphimedon queenslandica
Lineage: Eukaryota; Metazoa; Porifera; Demospongiae; Haplosclerida; Niphatidae
Exons: 5
Coding region: 88-765 (225 amino acids)
Source: RefSeq, a predicted model, not a curated record